AUGGCUGAUGAAUCUGAUACAAAGAAAGUUCCUGUUACAAGUGAAAAGAAGAAAGACCCGAAGAGGGUAGAGGCUGGAAAGAGGCUAGCGAUUCUGAGUAAAGCUGCAAGGGAGAGGAAGAUGAAGGAGGUGGCUAAACCUAAGGAGUCGUCUAGUAAUGACAGUAUGAUUACCUACAUAGGAGUGGUUAUUGCAUUGAUAUCCCUAGUGCUAGCAUAUAAAACACAUCAGAGGGAAACUGGGGAACCAGAACCUGAGUACAUCCCUAAAACUGUAGAAGUAACUAAGAGGGCUGAUGAGUCCAAGUUAGAUUCACUUGAAUGA
This is a messenger RNA of Paramuricea clavata, 324 nucleotides long. Lineage: Eukaryota; Metazoa; Cnidaria; Anthozoa; Malacalcyonacea; Plexauridae. The record is from the annotation of a GenBank genome assembly.